ACCUAUAGACAGAUAUAUGCAUGAAAAGGCAUUAUAAAUACUUGAUCGUGAAGGACUCAACCAACCCAACUCCACAAAUCAUGACUGAACCAAAAGGUCGAACCGUUGGCGCCACAGAAUGCACCUGGUGCAGGGCGGUUCGCGGCGGCACCGGCAUCGCCGUCGUCGCAUUACGCAUUUCAAAACCUCCAAACACAAGCCAUUUGCAAACUGCAAUCCACAAACUCCAAAAUUACCAUCCUAUCCUCAGGUCCACUCUUCUACAACACGCAAAUAACAAUUUCUCAUUUCUCACAUCUCCCACACCCUUCCUCGAACUAACAUCACACGACCUAACAAACCAAAACGACGUCGUUAACAUUUCUCUUUCUCCACUACAACAAAUCCUAGAACACGAACUCAAUAACGAUAGCGCGUGGCGCGACACAACACGCGACUCAAACGACAUGUUUUUCGGGACCGUUUACGCGAUGCCCAACGACACUUGGGUUGUUGCGUUGCGGCUACACGUGGCAGCGUGUGACCGUACGACCGCGGUUUUGCUUUUGAGAGAGUUGCUUGAGAUUUUGGAAGAGCAAGAAGAGAUUAAAAAUAAAAAUAAUUUUGAUGAAAAUAAUAAAAAGGAAAUUAGUUUGGCAAUUGAGGAUAUUGUUCCUGGUGAGAAAACAAAGAAGGCUUUGUUGGCGCGUGGUUUUGACGUGCUUAGUUAUUCGCUUAACUCGUUUAGACUAACAAAUUUGAAAUUUUGUGAUGCUAAAACUACGAGGUUAUCGCAAGUGGUGAGGUUGCAACUUAACCAAGAUGACACUAAGGGGGUUCUAGCAGGUUGCGCAUGGAAUGGGAUAAAAUUGUGCGGGGUAGUGAGUGCUGCGGGAUUGAUGGCUGCACAUAGCUCCAAACGUGGUUCCAAGAAGUAUGGGAUCGUAACACUCACUGAUUGCCGAUCCACUCUCCAAUCACAUCUCUCAGAUAAUUUCGGUUUUUACCACUCUGCCAUUCUCAAUUCCCAGGAGAUAAAAGGAGGGGAAAAACUAUGGGACCUUGCAAAGAGAACAUACUCUGCAUUUGCAAACUCAAAGAAAUCCAAUAAACAUUUUUCAGACAUGGCAGACCUAAACUUUCUAAUGUGCAAAGCCAUAGAGAAUCCAGGUUUAACACCAUCUUCAUCGUUGCGAACCGCCAUCUUGUCGGUGUUCGAGGACACGGUUGUGGACAACAGUGGUAAGAAACAAAAAGAUGUUGGAGUAGAGGACUAUAUGGGAUGUGCUUCUAUUCAUGGUGUUGGUCCAUCUAUUGCAAUUUUUGAUACUAUUAGAGAUGGAAGCUUGGAUUGUGUUUGUGUGUAUCCAUCACCAUUACAUUCUAGGGAACAAAUGCAAGAGGUUUUUGGUAAGGUGAAGGAUAUACUUAUUGAUGCUGCUAAGUCAUACAAGGAUUCAAAUUAAUUAUGAUUAUGACAUGUUGUCACCACCUUAUUUAAUCAAUAUUAGAUAUAUAGAUAAAUUAUGAUUUUGCAUUUCAUGUAUUGUGUCUGAUUCAGUACAAAAAAUGUAUGUGUUUGAUUUAAAUUAAUUAAUAUUGUUGUACCAAAA
Messenger RNA from Cicer arietinum (chickpea), 1592 nucleotides. RefSeq lists its product as uncharacterized. The record is from RefSeq and is a predicted model, not a curated record. Lineage: Eukaryota; Viridiplantae; Streptophyta; Magnoliopsida; Fabales; Fabaceae.